AUGACGAUUCUGCGAUUAAUCAUACUUGCUCUGGCGACAGGGCAUGUAGGGGGAGAGACCAGGAUCAUCAAGGGGUAUGAAUGCCCUCCUCAUUCCCAGCCCUGGCAGGUGGCCCUGUUCCAGAAGACCAGAUUACUCUGCGGGGCAACCCUCAUCGCCCCCAAGUGGCUCCUGACAGCAGCGCACUGCCGCAAGCCGUGGGUCACCCCCACAUCCGCAUCUCAUGUCUCUCCCUGCCUUUUCCUCUCUGACCGUCAUCUCUCCUACCUCAGCCACUACAUAGUGCACCUAGGAGAGCACAAUCUGCAGGAACAGGAUGGCUGUGAGCAGACCCGGACAGCCACCGAGUCCUUCCCCCACCCAGAGUACAACAACAGCCUCCCCAACAAAGACCACCGCAACGACAUCAUGUUGGUGAAAAUGGGGAGGCCAGCUCUCAUCACUCGGGCAGUGCGACCCCUCACCCUGUCAUCCCACUGUGUUACUGCUGGCACCCGCUGCCUUAUUUCUGGCUGGGGCACCACAUCCAGCCCCCAGUUGCAUCUGCCUCACUCCUUGCGAUGUGCCAACAUCACCAUCAUUGACCACAAGGAAUGUGAGGAGGCCUAUCCCGGCAACAUCACAGACACCAUGGUGUGUGCCAGUGUUCGCAAAGAGGGCAAGGACUCGUGCCAGGGCGACUCUGGGGGACCUCUGGUCUGUAACGGUUCUCUACAAGGCAUUAUCUCCUGGGGCCAGGACCCAUGUGCUAUUAGCAAAAAGCCUGGUGUUUAUACAAAAGUAUGCAAAUACGUGGACUGGAUCCAGAAGACCAUGAAAAGCAAUUAG
Messenger RNA from Elephantulus edwardii (Cape elephant shrew), 828 nucleotides. RefSeq names its product kallikrein-related peptidase 11 (gene KLK11). The coding region runs from base 1 to 828 and encodes 275 amino acids. Gene Ontology annotation, biological process: proteolysis. The record is from RefSeq and is a predicted model, not a curated record. Lineage: Eukaryota; Metazoa; Chordata; Mammalia; Macroscelidea; Macroscelididae. The transcript has 5 exons. Gene Ontology annotation, molecular function: serine-type endopeptidase activity.